Molecule: messenger RNA, 7773 nt
Organism: Vanessa atalanta (red admiral)
Lineage: Eukaryota; Metazoa; Arthropoda; Insecta; Lepidoptera; Nymphalidae
Gene: plx
Product: TBC1 domain family member 1
Exons: 23
Coding region: 743-5008 (1421 amino acids)
Source: RefSeq, a predicted model, not a curated record
AGAUGUAUUCAGUGUGGUCUCCGCUAUCACAAGGAGCGGUUGUCUAUCGCGUUUCCCAAAUUUCGAACGCGGAGUUUUGGCUUGGAACAUUAUUAGUAUUAUUCGCGUGUGAAAUGGACUUACUAUAUUUCCAUAUACUAAAUGCCUUCGACAUAGAUUUGUUUUCGCUUUAAAAAAAAAAACAAUAAUUUUGAAUUCGUGGAAUCGAAUCAAAAUAGAACGCGAAUGCAAAGCCAAAUGCUAAAUUAACAAAGACUCAGUGUUUUGUUACGUGUUUUGUAUAAAAUAAGAAAAGGAUGAAUAGAGGUGAUGUUUGAAACAAUUAUAUCGUCGUCUCUCUCAUUUCGAUGUGUUUUAUGAGAAAGACAUGGACCGCGCUACAAUACGUCCGCCUUGUGUGUAAACAGAAAACAUCUGAUUGUGUUCUAAUUUCAAACUGAAACAAAUCGAUUUAAUUUUAGUGUGGAUUUUCAUAUAAUAUAUCAAUGAUUUUGAAUUUUUUCAUUCGAUUUAAAUAAAAAUAAAAAAAGUGUUCCUAAUUUCGAAAAGUAGGUUAUAUGCGUGUAAUUUGAAAAUUGAAUUUGUAAUUCGAUUGUGAUAUGAAAAAUCGAUUUCGAAUUAUUCGUGCACUGAACCGAUUUUAAUGUAGUGAAACGUAAACACAGUAGUGAGAAAUAGUGAUUCAUUUGUUUGUAAAUACUGCGUGCUGUUUAUUUGAAUUUAUUUAAUCUAAAGCAGAAAGAUGCAUCCUCAGAGGCCAUUUUUCGGAUCACACUCCGAUACGUCGGCUAUAAAUAUGAAACACUUGGUCACGGAUCUGUUUAGUCAGAUGCGGGAGCCUUCCCCAGGGGCUCCAAGCCCCAAAGGCUCCACUGUAUCACUUAAUGUAACCAGGAAUGCCGGCUUCCAGCAGCAAAAUGGCGCUGAACACCUGCCCUGGAGCAACCCUGGGAUGUCCUUAUCUAAAAAUUGUAGUUCUAAUUUAACCAAUGAAUCAUCAGGGCUUGUUCGCACCGUGAGCAACGCUUCAGCCCUCACGUCUCUAUGUGCUGAUCUAUCGCCGUCAGAUUCUCAUUUCUUCGAGGUUUUGUAUGUUGGCAAAGUACGCAUCUCACAGAGGAAGGUCCCGGAAUCGUUAAUUGAUGAUGCAUUACAAAAGUUCACUCAACAUGAAGCCGAAAAAUUAAAAAGUAAUAGGCGGCAUAGCUUACUGUCUUCCACUGUGGCUUCCCAAGAUAGUACCGAUUCUGAUGUAAAAAGUUCACCAGAACGUGCCAUAGAACAGUUUAGACACAACAAUUUAAUACCCAGUACAACACCCUUAGAACCGGAUAAAUCCAUUGCUUGGAAAAGCGCUGAAAACUUACAAAAACCUGAAAAUACAGAAAUCGACAAAGAGUUUGACGUAUUCACCAAAGAGCGAGUCGAAAAGAUCGUCAAACAGCCAGUGCCUUUAGAGCCUACGGUAUUAGUGAUAAACGUACCUAAAAACAAUCUAGGCACUGUUAAGGAGGAUGAAGAAAAACACGACGAUGGUCAUUCACUAACGACAUCUCUCUUAAUAAAUACAAGUAAAAUUGAACCUAAAGAUGCCUUAAUUUCUAACGCUGAUAAGGCAAAUAAUCCUUUCAAUGAUAAAACAGAUGAAACAAAAAAGCAAACAGUGGUUGAUCCAUUGCUUCAUGUGCCUGUAGAAGUUAAAAAUAUGAAACCACAGGCCGAUGAAAACGUAGCAACAUUAAUGGAAAAAAGAGCGAAGUUAAAUUUUGGAGAACUGCAAAGGAAACCAAAAGAGACUCACGAAGAGAAGAAAAUGAAGACAGAUACGAAACCUUAUUUGAGAGAUAGAUCAGCGUCUAUUGGUACGUUGAAUUUAAAAACGCCGUUGGCUCAUUUGAUUGGUGAACAGAAUAGGAUAAUGCUUUUUCAGGUUGGUCGUUCAGAGUUACGUCUAAUAAGCCCUGAUAGAAAACAAAUUCUUUUACAUCGUGGCUUCAAGGACGUCGCCAGUUGCGUCCUCGGUAGAAGCAACAAGGAGCAUUUCGGCUUCGUGUGUCGUGAGACUAAUGACUACGCGUGCUAUGUGUUCAAGUGUGAAAGUGAUUCUGUUGCUACAGAAGUUGUAAACGCUAUUAAACAAGCCUUCGUCGCACACGCCGAUCUGUUGAAGAAGUCCAGGGAUAAAUCUCCAAAUAUGACAUGCGAACAUUGCCCUAUGUUGUGGUACCACAGACUGUGCCAUGAUAUUGAAGGUAUGAAUGAAAAGAAGAUACACGCUUUUAUACUGCGUCGCGUUGAACAACUACCAGAUGAUGAACAAGACGUCAUCAUCACAAAAUAUCAAGGUGGAACUAAUCACAUGUACGAGGUGAGCGAGCACAACGCAUUCCUAAUGAUGUUGCUCCGAGCGCACUGUGAAGCAAAACAGCAAAGACAUGUGCACGAUACAGCUGAAAAUAGAUCUGAAUUCCUCAACCAAUAUCUAGGUGGCAGCACUAUAUUCAUGAAGGCUAAACGAUCUUUGUCCAGUGGAUUUGAUCACCUACUCAAGCGGAGGCAGAGUAAGGAUGACGUUUCACCACUCGCUAUCAAAAAGGAGCUAUCUCCACACCCAUCAGUUCUGGAAACAUCGUCCGAGCCCAACAAUUCGGAGCUCCUCUCACCGGAUGUACAACGUUGUAAAUCACUGUCGCCGGGCGUUAAUAUUAUCACGGAGCAACCGUCGUCACCGAAAACUUCCCAGCAAGUGUCAUUCGACGAAGGAACAGAUGAGAACAAGGAAGAAACAUCCGUCAAUUCGCCAAUGAUGGACAUUUUCCUGAAAGUCAGUGACUCACGCGCAGCCGCUAACGAAGGCGGUAACGAAUCUGAUGCGACCUGGCGUCAGGCGAUAUAUGAGAAGGUGGUCCAACCCAGCAAGGACGAAGGGGAUAUACAGCAGAAGGAUCUCCUAGGUCAUCCAACGUCACCAACCGGGAAGCGUUCGAAGGAACAGCUUCGACAGCUUUGGAAGAUGGCGAUUGACCAAACGAUAUUACUUGUUAGGAUGGAGAAAGAAAACGCAAGAUUGAAAGAAAGUGAAGAGUCAUCAGCGGUUCGGCGCAUUAAGCUGGAAUACGUCGAGAUGGGAUCGUGUGACGCUGGAGUGUCGCACAUGUGGGACUCCCUGCUCGCGAGAGAUCCUUCGCAGCCCGUCGCCAAAGUUGACAGGCAUAUGCUGAAACAGGCGGUUAGACAAGGCGUCCCGCGCACGUCCCGCGGCGGCGUGUGGUACUUCCUGGCGGAGCAGGCCAGCCUGCGCGCCGCGCCGCCCGACGCGCGCCUGUUCCCGCUCUACAACGCGCCCUACCGCUCGCUGCUCGCCGGCCUCACCAAGCACCAGCACGCCAUACUCAUCGACCUGGGACGCACCUUCCCCAAGCACUCGUACUUCGCCUCGGCCCUCGGUCCUGGUCAGUUGGCCCUAUACAACAUACUGAAGGCGUACUCCCUUUUGGACCCCGAUGUGGGCUACUGUCAGGGCUUGAGCUUCGUGGCUGGAGUGUUAUUAUUACACAUGGAUGAAGCCGAAGCAUUCACACUGUUGAGACAUCUGAUGUUCCGUCGAGGUAUUAGGAAGCAGUAUCUACCGGAUAUGAGCGCGUUACAAGUCCAACUGUAUCAACUCUCUCGUCUCCUUCGCGACCAUGAACCGGAACUACAUGCGAAGCUAGAGUCUCUCGACAUAUCACCGGCUCUUUACGCAGCACCCUGGAUGCUGACACUUUUCACCAGUCAGUUUCCACUCGGCUUCGUCGUCAGGGUCUUUGACCUGAUCUUCCUGGAGUCGUUCGACGUGGUGUUCGCGGUGUCGCUGGCGCUGCUGGCGGCGCACCGCGACGGGCUGCUGCUGUGCGAGAGCUGCGAGGAGGCGGCCGAGUACCUCAAGCACAAGCUGCCCGACCUCGACCCUGCGCUCGUGCAGAGAGUCAUGGCCACGGUUUCAAAGUUAGACAUCAGUCGUCAGUUAACUGAAUAUGCGGUGGAGUACAGCGUGCUGAGAGAGGAAAUGCCUCGCCUGGCGGCACUCACGGAACAUAACCGGCAGCUACAAGAGGACACUAGUCGAAUGAGCUCCGAACUCGAUUCGGCAAUGGACGCGAUCGAAAACUAUCAAAAGACCCAAACUCGUCUAGAAUCGCAAAACAAAAUCAUGGAACAGCAUCUAACUUUCCUAAGCCGAUAUAUAUCCGCGCACCAUAGACAAGACUUGCCGCACGAAAUCAAGAAAAUCGUCCAAAAUUACAGCAAGAAAAUCUCAUUCGGCUCAAAGAUCAUCACGAAAUUCACUUCGAAUGACGAUGAAGAUGAAUUCAAGAAGAACUACAAGCAAGGGAUGAGUACGCCGAAUUUAUUCUCCAAAACGACUAAGGAGGAAGUUUUGAAUGCUGUCAAUAAAGAGAAGAAUAUCGAGGACAGGAAACAUUUCAUGAUGAAGAAGUCUCAGUCAGUGCAUUCUGGUUUAAUAUCGAAUAAGCAUUUCCCGUUAAAAGUUCUAGAAGAGAAGAAGGAAGACGUGAGAAGGAGAGACAGUUUACGCAUAGAGAACUUAGCAAACGAUAACAUACGUGACUUGGGACGGAAAACAUCGGGAUUUUUCGCGAACACGCACGAACAAAUACGACAGGAGCGAUUCUUCGAGCAGCAAUUGAAGCACGAUUUUGAUGAGAAUUUGAAAAAGUUAGACGAAAAGUUAUCCAAGAAACUGUCGCCCAAAUCAUAUUCAGACGAAUUGAGUAUAUUCCAGAGUAAAAAAAGUAUGUCGCUCAAUUUGAACGCUAACUCAAAAGGACAAGAUUCAAAAUUGAAUGACAGUGGUUUCGUAACACCAUUGUCUCCUGAAAACAAUAGAAAAGAAGACAGUUCAUCCUCUAUUUCACAUCCGUUGAGCGACUGUGAUGUUGACAUUAAAUUUGACGGUCAAUUAACUAAAUUGAAACAGAUACGACCGUUGAAAAGUAGUAAUUAGUUCUAAUUUCAAUAGAAAAUUGCUAAACAAAGGAGAAUUGUGACGUCACAACAAUGUACGUUUACGAAUUAUAUUCAAAAUAAGGCUUUAUAACAUUUUAGAUAACUACACGUCACUAACAUAUCUGUGGUCUGGCGCUAAAAUGGAAGUAUAUUUUUGAGUUUGUAAAGGCACAAGGGACAUAAAAUCUUGGUUCCCAGGUGUUUAAAGGAUUAUUAUUUUUUACGGCGCCAUUUUCUAUAGGCGAUGGUGACCAUUUACCAUCAGGUGGCAUAAGUCAUAUAAAACAAUCGAAAUCUGUUCAUUGUGUCGAUUCUGUAAUACGAAAAGUAAGGGUUAUCGAUAUUGGUCCUUUCAGCACCAGGUCACAGAAUUGUUCCAUUAAUAAUUUUAGUUUUAUUCACAAAUUAUUUUUAUAUUUCGGAUCAGGAUUUGUAGCAUUGCAACGUCAUAUCAAAAAUUGCGUCAAUAUUUGUAGUUUCAAUUGGACGUAACCGUCAUCUUAAUUUUGCAAAUACACACACACAAAUACACACAUUACACACACACUUGUACACACAAUAAGAAGCCACAAACGUUCAUAGCCCAACGCAAGCAAGAAAUACACUUAUAUACAAAUGUUUAUAUCAUGAGACCUAUUCACUCACAAGUGCGUCUCCACAUUAUUAAAAAUCAGCGUUCGUUAAAAAAAUCGAAUUUGUAUUAUUUUGCUAUCUCUACUGUUCGUCUCACGCACACUAAGACAUUUUAAGCACGAUUGACACUACUCACUAAUGCACGUCGAUAGCAAUUGGUGGUACAGCUUUGUAAAAGUAUCCACACUCAUCAUACUUGACCACCAAGCAGCAAUACUAUUGCUGUGUUUCUGGUUAAAGCUGAGUGAGUGUAACCACAGGAACAAGAGACAUAAUCUCAGUUACCAAGGUUGGUGGAAUUGGUUAUGUAAGAAAUUGUUAAAAUUUCUGUCUAUGGGCAGUGGUGACCACUUACCAUGAGAUUGCCAUUAGCACGUCCACCUACCGAUGCCAUUAAAAAAAUACGAAUAGAUCUAAACACAUCGUCAAACGAUGCUUUAUACAUAAUAAACAAGGGUAAGUCAAUCGUUGACGUAAAUUUUGAUAUGACUUUCAAAUUUCGAAAAAUGUUAACACCAACGACACGCCUUUACGCCAUUUACAUAAGAUGUUACUUAAUAUAUAGAAAAUAUAUCGUAGUGGUUGUAUGUUCAGGGAAAUUCACAUUUAAUAAAGAUAUUUCGAUAAUUUAGAUGUCCUAAUGGACCAACUGAUAUUAAGUCCUUCGACCAUAGUCAAAGUCAAAGUCAAAAAUCUUUAUUCAAUAUAGAAGUAUUUACACUUGCUUAUUUCUAGUCAAUAAAUCUACCACCGGUUCGGAAUUUAACAACUCGGACCUGAGAAGAACCGGCGAAAGAAACUUAGCGGGAUAUUAUAUAUCAAUAAUAAUAUACAAUAAUAAUUAUAUUUAAAUUUUUUGAAACAGCCUGGAGGCGAUCAUUUCAUUCCCAUAGACAAGCAUUGUAGGGAAUAUAAACCACGACUAAUACAAUGGUGGCUGUUAUUACACUGGCUCACUCAACCUUGAAACUAUUUUACCCAAAAACAAACAAUAUCACACUAGAUUUCUUUCGAGAUGAUAACUUUAUUUAUUCAAAUAUCGAUCUCCUUCACUAACAGAACCACAAAAUAAGAAGCACAUUGCAUUUAUAAUAUAAGAGGGUAGUAAAAAGGUAACUAAUAAAAGGGGGUACAAUAAAUUAUACAAAUAUAUACCUGACAAAGUAUUUCAUUUAUAUAAAAAUUACAAUUUCUUCUGGACUAGAAUGGGCCAGUGUUCAUUAAAAUAUGACCCAAUCAUUUAAUUUUUCCAACAGAGACUUGCAACUGCAGGAUAUCGCAUGGAGAACAGGUAGAUGCGACCGCAAAGAGUUCAGGUGCAGGUUUUUUGAGGCACUGGUGUAUUACCAACUUACAGACUUCUGCACAAAUGCAGAACUGGAUUGGUUGAACAAAUCCCACCAAAAUAGGUUUUACUUGAUUCAAACGGUUGACCAUAUUAAUUCCUUCGCCUUUGUGGUUUCAAAUUAAGAAUUAAAGUUUGGAUUUGAAUAAACUUCCUAAAUAAACGGAAACUAUAUAGAAUUAUUUUAACACACCGGUAGUUAUUAAAUCUUACAAAAUACAGAAUUUUGGUAUCGAAAUAUUUUUAAAAAAUGUGAGUUUUUCUAACAGCACAGUGUAGUGUGUUCUAGUAGAUGUUGUGUAUAAGAAAUAAAUGUUAAAACAUGUACAUGUAACAUUUUUUGUUAUUGUAAGAUCGUGCAUGUUUGCUAAGAAUUAUUGUCAAGUGUUUUGUGCAGUAACGUGCGAUCGAUGAAGAAAUGGUAAAGCAUUUUAUUUUAUUGUGUUUUUAGUCUAUUUCAAUGGCAGGAGAGUAGUAACGAUAAAUAAACAUUGUUGACCUGGAAUUUUCAUAUGAUUGUGUCCAUAAAGGAAUCGAAAAAAAAAUACGUUUUGAAUGGUAGUGAUUUUGUUGUACAUUCGAAGUGCAUAUAAGUAGUUAAGUGUAAUAGUAUUGUAUUAUAAAUAAAGAUAUAGCAAAUCGCAUGAAAUAUGUAAAUCCAAGGUUUGUUAAUCUUUCCUCCUCUUGCCAUUGAAAUGCAUUAUAUAGUGCGUUAUUGCAUACUGUACAGAAAUUAAGUAUUUAAAAGAUUAUCUUCCGUUAUUUUGUUUUUCAUCUUUUAAAUU